AAGACAGGACUUCCAACAUGGAUUCAUGGCAUUGGCAUGCUGUCUUCGCUGUUUGUAUUAUUAUUUGACAAUUGAUGUCUAAAUAAAGCAACAGAAUAGCCCCAAAUCCACUGCAUUCAUCUUCCUUCCUUCCUUCCUUCCUUCCUCUUUCUCGUUCUCUCUCUUACAAUUCAAUAAACAGAACCGACAAAAUCAAACCCACAAUUUGUGAUACCAUGCAUGCCAGAAAAGAACUUUCACACCCCUCCCAUGUCCCAUACCCUAUAACUUCCCCAUAGCCAGCAACCCUCCCUCCCUCACUCUCCAAUCCCCCAAGAGAGAGGGAGAGAGGAGAGAGGAGAGAGAUUGUUUGAUUUUGAUUUUGAUUUUGAGCUCAAUCUCAUUGUUUUUUUAAUUUAUUUAUGAGACAUUGUUGAAAUAGAGCACAGGACACGGUGGUCAAUCCUAUGCUCUGUUUUUUUAUUGGGUUAUGAAACAGAGCACACCUCAUCCCAACCCAAUUGGAUUCAAUGCGUUUCUCGUUCCCAAUAAUCCUUGAAUAUCUGAAAUGGGUCUUCCUCUUUUUCUCCAUUUUCUUCUUCUCUCCCUCCCUCUCCGACCCACGAACCUCCAUAGCCAAUCUCAUGUGUCAAACCACCAAUCUAACAGCUAACGGCAUUUUCUUCACAAAUUUCGUCAGUGUUAUGGAACAUCUCUCCCAACUCAUCACCAAACAACAAUGGGGGUACUAUUCAAUCCAAUCUCCUCCUCCAUCACCCCCUAUUUUCGGAUUUGCUCAAUGUCACAAAGAUCUCUCCGAAACCGAUUGCCAACUCUGUUUCGCUGAGGCUAGAACAAAGCUCCCUCGUUGCCUUCCUGCUGCUCGAGGCCGAAUCUACUUAGAGGGUUGUUUCGUUCGAUACGAUGACUACAAUUUCUUUGAAGAGAAUGUCAAUCAAAAGGAUGAUUUGGUGAAGUGUAGUCCCAUCACAAAACUUCUGAGCGAUCAGGAUAUACAGUUGGAGUUUGCAGAGAGGGUGAAGGAAGCUGUGAGGAAUGUUACGGAGACAGCCAUGUCGACGAGCAGGGGAGGGAUGGGGGAGGCUGAGGUGAAGGGUGGGAUGCCGGGUGCUUACGCGUUGGGGCAGUGUUGGAACACUUUGAAUUCCACAGGGUGUCAGGUUUGCUUGGAAGAUGCUUGGAAAGAUGUCAAGAAGUGUUUGCCUGGUGCUGAAGGGAGAGCUUUGAAUGCUGGUUGUUAUUUGAGGUACUCUUCUCAGAAAUUCUUUGGUAAUUGGGAAGAAGAGAAGAAUGGUUUUAAUGGUAAGGAAUCAAUCAGUAAUGCAAUAUUCUCUCCACAAAUGAAUAAUGGUUUUUUGAAAUUUGGAUGAAAGUUGUGGAUAUUUUCUGAUAGAUGUUGUUCUGUUGUGCUCUUUCCUAGCAUUGGUAUGUCUCAACUAGGUUUUUGGUUUUCAAACUAGAGUGAA
This is a messenger RNA of Camellia sinensis, 1466 nucleotides long. Lineage: Eukaryota; Viridiplantae; Streptophyta; Magnoliopsida; Ericales; Theaceae. The record is from RefSeq and is a predicted model, not a curated record.